UCCUUCCUCCUCGUUUCUCUUCUCUCUUCAAAAUGAAAAAAUGCGUGUUUGAUUUUUGCCGCGCCAUGAAAUGGCACGUCGGUUUCUUCUUCGACCGAUUCCCUUUCUCUCUCUAAAAAAGCUCUUUUUCUUGAGAAAUCCUCUUUUUGUCUCUCUAGAAAGUGAAAUGCAUUUUUGAUUUUGCCGCGCCGUUAAUGGCAGCCCAUUUCUGAGAAGAUGAGAGCAGUGAGUCAUGGUGGUCAUGCUCAGAACCCUUCGUUUGAUUCUUCAAAAGAUCACUACUUCUUCUUCACUGAGAAGUUUCUCGCUCUUUUUCUUCUUACCCACCUUCUCUCUAGCUGCUCUCUUGCUCUUAGUGUCGGCCUGCAAUGGGGUCACCAUCUUCUGCCUCCAUCUCCCUUUUCCGGCAAAUCCCACAUCGGAAAACAUCCAUUUCUCACCGGAAAACACAGUCAGGGGUCCAAGAACAGUUUCAGUCAUGUAUGCUAUCAAGGAAGAAGAAAAUCAUCUCUCUAAAGAGCUUGAAACCCAUCGGAGUUUCAAGCUUUUGACACAAAAAGAGGACAAUGAGAACUCUUUAGUUCCCCCAUUAAACACCACUGUAGAUGGCAGGAUCAGGUGGUUCAAAGAGAACAGGUCCAGGUUCAGGAUUCUCAAGUCCGGGCCUCUCACUAAGCAGUUUUCUGCAAGAGCAAAGGGUUUCUUCAGUUCUAAUUCAUGUAAGCUCCGUUUCUUCAUGACUUGGAUUUCUUCUCUCGAAUCCUUUGGUUUUAGAGAGUUUUUCACAGUGGAGAGUGUGUUCAAGUCUCACCCAAGUGCCUGCGUUCUCAUACUCUCGAAAGCCAUGGAUUCGAGGAAAGGGAACAUUGUUUUGAGACCACUGUUGACCAAAGGUUACAGGGUAAUGGCAAUUGCCCCUGAUUUCGAAUACCUCUUUCGAAAAACCGAUGCAGAGGCCUGGUUCAAUCAGCUCGGGAGGGGAAAUGUGGACCCAGGUGAAGUCUCUUUGGGCCAAAACCUCUCUAAUCUGUUGAGACUUGCUGUUUUGUAUAAAUUUGGGGGGGUAUACAUUGACUCUGAUGUUAUAGUGAUGAAGAGCUUUGCUGGUUUGAGAAAUGCAAUUGGGGCACAAACCGUUGACUUGGAGACUGGGAAAUGGAGCAGGUUGAACAAUGCAGUGAUGGCGUUCGACAAGAGCCACCCUCUACUGUACAAGUUCAUCGAGGAAUUUGCGCUCACCUUCGAUGGGAAUAAGUGGGGACACAAUGGGCCUUAUCUGGUCUCGAGGGUGGUUGAGAGGCCUGAUUUCAACUUCACUGUUCUGCCUCCCAUGGCCUUUUAUCCAGUGAAUUGGAGUAAGAUUCCAAGCUUCUUUAGGAGGCCGAGUAAUGGGAAGGAAUUGAAAUGGGUGCUUGCAAAAUUAGGUCACAUUCGAAGGGUGAGUUAUGCUGUUCAUUUGUGGAACAGGCAUAGCAAGAGACUCCGGGUUGAAGAUGGGAGCAUAAUCAGUCAUUUAAUGUCUGAUUGCUGUAUUCUAUGUAAUGUUUCAGGAUCUUCUUAUCUAACGUGAGGAGAAGAUAAUGCACAUGAAAAGGUGGGAUCAAUACAGAUUGAAAACCGCCAUUCUCAAUUUUCAGAAGAGUGCUUUGAGAAAGAUCUUUGCCA
Messenger RNA from Amborella trichopoda, 1665 nucleotides. RefSeq lists its product as uncharacterized. Lineage: Eukaryota; Viridiplantae; Streptophyta; Magnoliopsida; Amborellales; Amborellaceae. The record is from RefSeq and is a predicted model, not a curated record.